ACUCACCAAUCGCAAUUGCUGGUCACCGAUUCCUGCUGGAACCGUGUCCGCACCUUGGCGGCUCGCAAACAACAGAGUCUCGAUGACGUCUAUUUGCGCGUAUUCGUCGACGCGGGGGGUUGUUCCGGAUUCACCUACCAAUUCGAAUUGGACCAGGAAGCUCUCGCAGCGGAUGACGUUGUCUUUGUGCAACCGCAUAGCGACGGCAACGGUACCGCCCGCGUUGUGGUGGACGAAACCUCACUCAACUACAUACGCGGAUCUACCAUUAAUUACGUCCAGGAAAUGAUCAAGAGCAGCUUCGAGGUUCAGGAAAAUCCACAGUCGGAAUCGGCCUGUGGCUGCGGCAGUUCCUUUGCCCUCAAA
Messenger RNA from Phaeodactylum tricornutum CCAP 1055/1, 366 nucleotides. RefSeq lists its product with no specific name. The annotation marks the transcript as partial. Gene Ontology annotation, biological process: iron-sulfur cluster assembly. Gene Ontology annotation, molecular function: iron ion binding; 4 iron, 4 sulfur cluster binding; 2 iron, 2 sulfur cluster binding. The record is from RefSeq and is a predicted model, not a curated record. Gene Ontology annotation, cellular component: mitochondrion. Lineage: Eukaryota; Bacillariophyta; Bacillariophyceae; Surirellales; Neidiaceae. The transcript has a single exon.